UCUCCAGCUCUGCCUGUGUCACAUGGAAGCACAGUAGCCGAGCCGAGGGGAUGCGAGUACAGAUGGAGGGGGCUUGAGGGACUCUGGUGGAGAAACCCUGGCACUUGGAGGUAAUAUUGGACAUCCAGCGGCGGCAGGUCGGACUCUUCCCAGCCUCCCUUCUGGCUGGGGAGCGGAGGAGCGCAGGGAUCGGGGCGCACAAGCGGGUCAGCGGGCGCGCAGAGGAUGUCACAUGCAAUAUGCUGCAUUCGUGUUCCGUGAAGCCCAAGAACGCCAAGUUAUCGCCUUUGAUUGAUUAUGCUCGCGGGCAGCGGCUGGUCCGUGUGGAAGCAGAAGGACGCGACCAGGGUUGACGCUGCGCCUCCCAAAAUCUCCGAGCUGAAUCCCAGUGACACCGUGGCACUUCCCUGCGUGCAUGAGUUGUAAGGGUGUGAGUGUGAGUGUGUGAGAGCAAGUGAGCGCCAGCGCUCCCACAUGGCCUCCAUGCAGGACGGGCUGAACUUCACGGCUCCUCCCUACGGCAAGGUCCUGCUGCUGGGCGCUAUCGCUGCUGCCUCAGCCUUUGUUGUCACGAUCCUCAUCGUGGUGCUCUGCGUGGGCUGCCAGAGGAAGGGGAAGACACACAAUGUUCCCGGCGAGGGUGGAAAACACCGUCUCAUGGACAUGGGUAUACUCAGGCAGUCGAAGCUGCGGUCCAUCAGCAAAUCAGACACUGAGAUGAACAAGAUGAACUGCAAUGGCAAAAGCAGGCAGCUUCCCCAGAUCCCCUCUGGGACUGGAGAGGACGGAGAGCACACUUACUCAGAAGUGGGCCGACGCUCCUCCACCACACGUACUGACGAUGCCCUCUACGCCAUGGUAGGCAGGGCCGGGCAGACGGACACGCCGGCCCCUCCGGCAGUCCCUGCCAACACCCCGGCUCCUCCUGACCCAGACGGGGACGUGGAAGGAGGGCUGCCCGAACCCGAGGCCCAGGUCAUGUCUCCACCUCACCAACCAGAGACGGCCGAGUACGCCUGCGUCCGGAAGCUGAGGAAGGCAGACAAGGCGCCCCAAAAGAGGGACAGCGGGACGGAUAUGGGGGAGCCGCCGGCGCCGCCUCCAAGACACGCCCCGCCGUCGCAUCCCGCCCCUCCUCCACCACACCCUCACAGCACGAAGUUGCCCCGCAGAAACGUGGAUGCCUUCAAUGUCCCGUCAUUCCCAAAGGCAAUAGCUUCACAUCUUCCUGAUCAGCCUGGACAGCAUCAUCGUGUAGAGGUGAACAGGAUUCAGUUUUUUGGGCAGACGGAAGUGAUGACUGGAGGGGAGAGAAAGUUAACAGAAGUGAUGUUUAUGGGCAACGGAGAGCAGUACAUCUGGAAGCCUCCAGAGGACGAGGAGAUGCUCAUGCACCAAAAUAAAGUCCUGGGACCGCUGGGUGCUCACACAGUGGAGAAUAUACAACCGUCUGCUGCUGUGGUGGCUGAGAUGUACUCAAAGGUGUGUAAACCAGGAAAGAAGAAGCGAGCUGUGCCGGGGUCUCCCCCAGCCAAUCCGGGCUUCCGGACCUUGGGUCGUGGUGACCGGGACCGAGACCGGGACGGGGGGUUUAGUGUAGUGGUCAAACCCCAGACGUGGGCCCUUCAGGAAGGCAAAGCGGUCGGAGGGCCCCUUGACGACCACUGCUACGAGUCCAUCGGGACGGAGGAGUGCGAUCUGGCCUACGAGAACCUGGAAGGUGGAGGUGCCUGGAAGCGGGAGAGGCCCCCCAACACUUGUGCCACCCUGCGGCCGAGGAGGAAGAAAGCCCAGCAGCCCUUGCAGCAGCAGCAGCCGCCUCCGCCGCCGCCUACGCAGCAGAACCCCAAGUUACAGCACCUGCCUGCCAAAGCCCUGCUGCUGCCGGGGGAGAACCUGUACGAGAGCAUCGGCGACCUGAAGCAGGGCUCCGCCACCUCCAGCACCACCACAAUCUUCACUUUCAACGAUGGCAUGGAGAUGUAUGUAACAGGGCUCUGAGGCGGCGGCUGCACUGUGACCCCGAUCCUUCCAACGCAAGGAGCUGAGCGAACGCCACGAGGAGUGACGGCUGAGCCCCUGUCAUGCUCACCCACACAUACUGUUUACAUUCAAGUCAUAACAUCAUGCCUUUCACAGGCUCGGAGGCCUUGGGGCAGUAAUGUUGAUCUGUUAUGACCUGGGCUGAAUACAAAGUCCAGUCUAUAAACCUUAUAAUGAAUCCAAAGGUAGUGAAUAAUAAAUGAGCACAAGACCAUUGCAGAGCAAUCUGUAGGUGACAGUAGCACUUCUAUUUUACUGAUACAUAUGUGCAAAGCACAAUAAAGUAAAAAAAAAAAAAGCCUAAAUUCUUCCUCAAUUCUAGCAGGUAAAAAUAGAUAUUUACCUGGUCCUAUAGCAGGACUCCUGUUUGGGGGAAAGACACGUCAUUGUGUGAAAUCUUUUGGUAGCACUUAGUCUGUCAUGAGCAGGCCUUCCCUGUAGUUAGUCAAGAUGUGAUUCAGGACGGCAUCUAAAUGAUAUAAAGGAAUGAAUUACUAAUCAAAAUGCUUGAAAGCUCAGGGACCAAGAGAAUCAAUUAUGAGAGUAUUAUAAGAAAAAAUAAAAUUGCACACAUUUUGCAUUCCUCCUCAAAGCUUCGACUAAUUUAGACCAUCAUCGUAUUGAAAGAGCGAGCGUAUACUUCCCUCUGUCACGUUUCGUUUCAUCCUACAUGGACUGAACACUGUCUCCACUGCCGUCUGUAAAUGAAGUGUUUUACUUUGUUGAUCCUGUUUCUGCACUUUGCCUGCUACAAGUUGCAUGCUAAAAAAGUGAAAAAAAAAAAAAACAAAAAACAAAAAACAAAAAAUCAAGCACUGUCAUGUGGUACCUCUAUAUGAAUGUUUUUUUAUUUUGAUUUAAUCGUUGUUGGUUGUUUAUUUAUUUUAUUUAUUUUUUAUUAGUGUGUUGCUUUAUUUCUCUGUAGAGCACAAGGCCAGUUAGAUGGAGGACGUGUUUGGCUCAGUGGGACUCUGUGCAGCAGAGAGGAGAGGUAACGCUCUCUCUUUGCCUGCCGCUCACACGGUACAGAUGAAUCAAGACUAAAGAGAACUGCUCACGUGCUAAAGGUGGAGACAGACCACUCAUCCGCCCGCCGCCACACUCACACACACACACACACACACACACACACACACACUUGUGCACACACAUACACACACCCCUCUCCUGCUCAGUCCUCACUCAUACCUGUGGACCGUCCGUCUACGUAGUCCCCCCCGCCUUGUGGUCAUAUGAAUCUGCUUGGAUUUCACCAUAGUGCAGCUCGGAAAGCUACAGUAGAACUGAUGUGUAUUAGCAAACGUUCAUGUCUCAUCGUCACUCCAUCGAUGAAAAACUCACUCUCUCUCUCUCUCUCUCUCUCUCUCUCUCUCCUCACUCUCUGUUAUCAGUGUUAAAAAUAUUGCAGAAAUGACAAAAAUGUGAAGCAAAAUGGUUUCCGCUAAGCAGCAGAGCAUCACCUGUGAAAGGAUAACACACACACACACACACACACACACACACACACACUCAAAAAUUGCAUCCAGAUCCUGGACAGUAACGUUGAUUUCCAUUCGACCAAAUAUUCCCCCGCAAAAAAACAAAAAACAAAAAAACAAUGUGAUUAUACUGUAUGUUGAUGCAAUGUGUAUGUACAUUACAAAAGAGAAAGAAUAAUAAAUAUAUCAUCAGUGUCAAGAAAUCUAUCUUUUUCUAUUACGUUUAAUUGUGUUUUGGAAUGACUUAUCUUGUGACACAAAAACUGCAAAAACAGCUGCAAUGUAAAUUUUCAGUGUAUUCUGUUUGUUGUUUUUUGAAGCCAUGAAGCUAACGGUGUGUUCUUGGAAAAGCCCAGCUAAGUUAAAUGUGGCAGCUAAUGUUGUGUGUUUGCUAUUCAGACUACAGGGUCUUGUACUCAGAAGCGUGUAAUUAAGUGCUAAGUGCAAAAGAUUGUAAUGUUUUAUAUCAAGAUUACUAUUCAUGAAAUGUCAGUCAAGUUUAUACUUUUGUAAUAAAGUGGCACUUUAAA
Acanthopagrus latus (yellowfin seabream) is the source of this 4051-nucleotide messenger RNA. RefSeq lists its product as uncharacterized. Lineage: Eukaryota; Metazoa; Chordata; Actinopteri; Spariformes; Sparidae. Gene Ontology annotation, cellular component: membrane raft; plasma membrane. The coding region runs from base 475 to 2001 and encodes 508 amino acids. The transcript is spliced from 8 exons. The record is from RefSeq and is a predicted model, not a curated record. Gene Ontology annotation, biological process: B cell receptor signaling pathway; T cell receptor signaling pathway; intracellular signal transduction.